CAACAACGCAACAACUUCCAUUGCGGCGAACUGCGGCGAACAACUUGACAAGCGUCAGAAGAAGACACGUUGGUUAGAUUGAGGUUAGAUAGAGGUUAGAUCGGGUCAGGUUCCAGUCAGCCAGUACAACGUGAUACGAUGUACGACGAUUACAACAGGUAUGACGCUCACGACAGUUAUGGAUCACCGGACGUAUAUGGUGACCAGUACGAAAGCCCACAUUACCGUGUGGUGCCAGAAGUCGUACGAGACUUUGUAGUAUAUUUACGAACGUGUAUAAACGAGGGGCUGAUCUUCGAGGUGCAAAAUCUGUACGAGACGUCGUUUCCAAAAAUUUCGGAACAGUUCUUCGAGAAAUCAUCUUGGCCGGACGCGACAGCGAUCAAGCCAUUCGUCGACAACGAUUCACUGUUUCUCUGUUUAUACAAAGAGCUUUACUAUCGACACAUUUACGCUCGCACGUCCAGUCACGGGCCCACGUUGCAGCAUCGUCUUGAUUCUUUUUCUAAUUACUGCGAACUGUUUAACCACCUUCUGCGGUCGGAAACGCCGGUACAGUUAGAAUUACCCGAUCAAUGGUUGUGGGAGCUCAUCGACGAGUACGUUUAUCAAUUUCAAUCGUUUCAAUAUUAUCGUGCGAAUUUGUCGAAUAAAACGGCCGAUGAACUCGACACGUUGAACGACCACAAUAAAGCAUGGGAUGUGAUGUUCAUUCUGAACGUUCUGCAUUACUUGGUAGAUAAAUCCAAGAUCAAAAGUCAAUUGGAGGUGUAUGCGAGCGGCGGAGAUCCGGAUUCUGUCGCCGGGGUGUUCGGGAGACAUUCUUUGUACAAAAUGCUCGGUUAUUUCUCUCUCGUCGGUCUUUUGCGUUUACACUCUCUUUCGGGAGACUACUAUCAGGCCAUAAAGGUGCUGGAGAACGUGGAACUUUAUAAGAAGAGCGCGUACUCUCACGUUCCCGGUUGCCAAAUAUCGACGGCGUAUUACGUUGGCUUCGCGUACAUGAUGAUGCGUAGAUACGCGGAUGCGAUCAGAACGUUCUCCGGCAUUUUAUUGUACAUUCAACGGACGAAGCAAUUGUUCGCGACGAAAAAUUAUCAAAAUGAUCAAAUCAACAAACAAACGGACCAAAUGUAUAACUUGCUAGCGAUCUGCCUCGUGCUACAUCCGCAAUGCAUAGACGAGGGAUUGCAGCAGACGUUGCGCGACAAGAAUUAUCACGAGAAAAUGUACAAGAUGCAGUACGGCGAUCUGGACGAAUUCGAAUCGAUCUUUGUGCAUUCUUGUCCCAAGUUCGUGUCCCUCACGCCGCCGAAUCCCGAGAAUCCGAACGAGGAUUAUGUCCGGGAAGCGGUCAAGCACCAGACUCAAGUCUUCAUGGACGAAGUCGUGCAGCAAAAGAUGUUGCCAACGAUUCGUUCCUAUUUGAAAUUGUACACGACUUUACCAUUGAGCAAACUAGCCACGUUCAUGAGUAGCAAUACCAGACCCGAGGAGAGUUGGGACUUGGACAAAGAAGUCAAUGCGCUCACUAUUCACUUGCUGUGUUUCAAACACAAAAUGAAGAACAUAGUUUGGACGAAAGGAGCAUCCGGAUUAGAUGGGAAAUUUCAGUCCGGAUCAGAGCUGGACUUUUACAUCGACCACGAUAUGAUUCACAUCGCUGACACGAAGGUCGCGCACCGUUACGGUGAUUUCUUCAUUCGAAAAAUUUUAAAGUUCGAGGAACUAAACCGCAAGCUGCAUCAUAUUAAAAUUUAAUUCAUUAAUGCGGUAUAAUACCGAAUAAACUGAUUGAUCAACAGUAA
Ceratina calcarata is the source of this 1808-nucleotide messenger RNA. RefSeq names its product eukaryotic translation initiation factor 3 subunit L (gene eIF3l). NCBI's taxonomy places the organism in Eukaryota, Metazoa, Arthropoda, Insecta, Hymenoptera, Apidae. The record is from RefSeq and is a predicted model, not a curated record. Gene Ontology annotation, biological process: translational initiation. The transcript has 3 exons. Gene Ontology annotation, molecular function: translation initiation factor activity; protein binding. Gene Ontology annotation, cellular component: cytoplasm; eukaryotic translation initiation factor 3 complex. Bases 139 to 1761 code for a protein of 540 amino acids.